This is a messenger RNA of Solanum pennellii, 480 nucleotides long. Its product is annotated as homeobox-leucine zipper protein HDG11-like. The coding region runs from base 1 to 480 and encodes 159 amino acids. The transcript has 3 exons. Lineage: Eukaryota; Viridiplantae; Streptophyta; Magnoliopsida; Solanales; Solanaceae. The record is from RefSeq and is a predicted model, not a curated record.
AUGGCAUUAAUCUGGGAUAUUUUGACCAGUGAAAAUAAAGUGAUUGAGUUAGGUCGAGUACUAACAGGAACUGUUCCCAGAAACGACAUUACAAUUAUUCAUAUGUUUCCUUAUAAUAUGCAUAAGGAAAUGUUAGUUCUUGAAGAGACGAGCACUGAUGAAAUGGGAGCAUUUUUAGUCAAUACACCCGUAGAGUUACAAACAAUCACUUCAAUUAUCAUUGGAGGUGAUGCAACAAAAGUUCUGAUUUUGCCCUCUGGUAUCAUCAUAACACACGAUGGUCAGCUCUACUCGAACAGGGACAACACUGCAAAUGCACAAAAUAGUUCAGUUUUGGCAGUGUCUUUUCAAAUAUUGAUUUGUGGUAAUAAUAAUCCAAAUUCCAAGCAGCAACAAAUGGAAGUAGUGGCUUCUGUUCAUGCCGUUUUGGGCGCCACAAUUUUAAAAAUCAAAGAAGCACUGAGUUGCUCUAAUUUGUGA